Messenger RNA from Trematosphaeria pertusa, 540 nucleotides. RefSeq lists its product as uncharacterized. The coding region runs from base 1 to 540 and encodes 179 amino acids. The transcript is spliced from 5 exons. Lineage: Eukaryota; Fungi; Ascomycota; Dothideomycetes; Pleosporales; Trematosphaeriaceae. The record is from RefSeq and is a predicted model, not a curated record.
AUGGCACCCGGCGUGAGCCUGGAUGACCGGAGUGCCUGGGACGACAGUGCCCUAAUCAACUCCUGGGAAGAAGCCGUCGCCGAAUACGAUAAAUACCACAGCAUUCAACGGUCAGGCAAGCGGCUAGAAGAUGUUCUGAGUCAAGAAGAAUUGAAGCAGUUGCGAGAGGAGCAUGGGAAUCUGAUUGAAGAAGUAGAAACCAGAUCCAAUGCUGCCGAUCCAAACAGGCCGGCGGGUCAGGAGAACGACGAAUGGCCUCAGGAAGAGACCAAUGGCGACGGGGGCAUUGGUGAGACCCAGUCUCAUGCAGAGGAACGAACCGCUUCCGGGGACCAAGAACACGCAAGAACAUCAGAAACGACCCGGCCGCAUGACGGUCCUCUUGCCGCGUCGAUGCCACAGGCUGUGCUCGGAACAGUCCAGGACGAGAACCUGAGGAACCUGAUGAUGUCCUGGUACUAUGCGGGCUACUACACGGGCUUGGUCGCUGGGCAGCAACAAGCUGCUUCAAACAACGCCACAUCAAACGAACAGAAGUGA